Messenger RNA from Terrapene triunguis (Three-toed box turtle), 759 nucleotides. It is a transcript of the gene MCIDAS, whose product is annotated as multiciliate differentiation and DNA synthesis associated cell cycle protein. The coding region runs from base 1 to 759 and encodes 252 amino acids. The transcript is spliced from 3 exons. The record is from RefSeq and is a predicted model, not a curated record. Gene Ontology annotation, biological process: negative regulation of cell cycle; negative regulation of DNA replication. NCBI's taxonomy places the organism in Eukaryota, Metazoa, Chordata, Testudines, Emydidae. Gene Ontology annotation, cellular component: nucleus.
AUGCCACCUCCACUGGACACUGAGGAUUUCACUUUCCCUCUCGGCGACGGAUUAGCCUUUAGCCCUUGUAUUCAACCGUCACAAAACAAUCCUCUUCCGCACAUGAACUUGCAAAACUCCGCGGAACAGUACUGGAAAGAUGUGGCAGACCAAAACCAGAAAGCGUUAGGGGAUGCACUGGUGGAAAACAAUCAGCUGCACGUGACAUUAACCCAAAAGCAGGAAGAGAUCACUUCCCUGAAGGAAAGAAACGUGCAGCUGAAGGAGCUAGCCAGCCAGGCGAAGCAGCUGGCCUGUGUGCUCGAUAAACUGAUGAUCCACCAGCCCAAGGAGGGGGGCGACGCUUUCCUUCCCAGGAGCUCAGCUAAGAGAAGCCUGGAGCAGCUGUACGCGGCCAGGCAGGAGGACUGCGCAGAAGUGGAUGAAAUCCUGAGGGAAAUAUCAGACACCUGUAACGCGGCGCUGCAGACUAUUGAUGAGAACCGAGAGGCGAAGCGCCCUCGGCUGCAGGCGGAGGCAACACGAGCCCCGGACAGCCAGAGCCAGGCUAUUAACAUGUACGGGGCGUUCAGCGGACUGCAGGCUUGCCGCAGUCGCAGCUCGGUGGAUCUGAGUAACAGCGAGUUGGAGGAAGGCGUGUCUUUCAGGACCUCCAUCACAGAUCACUGCACGAUCCGGACACUAGCUUUCCCCCAAGGAAAUGCUUUCACUAUCAGGACAGCCACCGGGGGCUACAAGUUUAGAUGGGUUCCCAGCUGA